This is a messenger RNA of Colletotrichum spaethianum, 2307 nucleotides long. Its product is annotated as ATPase family gene 2 protein. Lineage: Eukaryota; Fungi; Ascomycota; Sordariomycetes; Glomerellales; Glomerellaceae. Gene Ontology annotation, cellular component: cytoplasm. The transcript is spliced from 2 exons. Gene Ontology annotation, molecular function: ATP binding; ATP hydrolysis activity. Bases 1 to 2307 code for a protein of 768 amino acids. The record is from RefSeq and is a predicted model, not a curated record.
AUGGCCAAGACCAUCGACGGCAAGGUCCGCCCCCUCGCGCCCUUCGACAAGACGCUCGAAAAGUCGACGCUAAAGGGCGCAUCCCGUAUCUAUGUGAACCGGGACUCUCUUAUUCAGCUCACGGGCAGUGUCGACAACGGCCGCCGCUGCGUCGUGACGAGGACCGUCGCUCAAGAUGCGACAAAGUCCGCAACGACGGAGCCGCUGCACCGCGAGGCGGCGCUCUGGACCCUGUCUGACAAGAACAUCAGCCCCAACAUCAUCCUCAUGAGCGAGGCGUACCGCGAGGCCUGCGGGUUCGAGCUGGGCGACCAGAUCACCAUCACCAUGUGUGAAAAGUCCGCCGUCCCGGACGCAGAGGCAGUGAGUAUUUUGCCUGUGACUACGUCGGAGAGAGAAAAGGCCGAGAUUGCUGCGUGGGAGGGCGCGUGGAUUGGGGUAAUUCGCUUCUAUCUCGGACGCGCCGAGCAUGUGUUCCCCGGCAUGAAGUUCGAGUGUGUGGCCCCUGGAGCGAAGCAGAUCUUUAGAAUCACGACCGUCGACGGUCAAACCGACAAUGUCGCGCGCUAUGCCGUAACAACAGUACCUAGCAUCGUUUCCAGCGAAGAGGAGAAGCCCGUUCAGGAGGUCGUCCGGGACGUGACGCGGCUUGUUGUUUCGGACAUCCCAGGCUUGCACGCUGAAGAGAAGAAACUGAGGAGCUUUCUCCGCGGCUUCAAUACCAACUUCGUCUACAAGGGCCAGCAAAAAUCGUGCGGCAUCGUCAUCCACGGUGGCCGGGGCACCGGCAAGUCGUACAUCCUGAACCGGAUAGCGGCCACGGGCUGGGGCAGGGUCUUCCGGAUUGAGGAGAAUGACAAGUCGUCCACUGUCGAGGAAGUCUUCAAGCAAGCGCGGACGAUGCAGCCCAGCAUUAUUCUCAUUGAUGGUCUGCAGGCUUUGAUUGGAAAGGACAGGGCGAACUCUACGGCCAUCAUCCAGAGAUUGGGGCAGCAACUCGAUCAGCUGGCCGAGGAUGCCCUAAACAACGGCACCCUGCCCAAGGUUGUUGUUGUCGCCACUUGUCUGGACUACAUGACCGACGUGCCCCCUGAGUUGCAGAAGAGGACGAGAUUCGAACGAAACAUCCCCCUUUCCAUACCAAACGCCGAGGGCCGACUAGAGAUCCUCAAGUCACUCGACAUCCCUAUCCAACCAGAGGUCAAGGACGUCAUGCUGGCCAAGCUAUCACAGCAGACACACGCAUUCAACGCAAGUGACCUGGAUAGACUCAUCGAGAACGCAAUGAUAAUCUCAGCAGAGCGGCUAGACCCAGACGAGACCGGCUACGACGAAGAGGCAUUGGGAACGCCGUACCUCUCGCGAGAGGACCUGGAGCAGGCACUGCGCUCCACAAGACCAACGGCCAUGCACGACGUGAACCUCAAACCACCCACGAUCCACUGGCAAGACGUCGGCGGUCAGGAGAGUCUCAAGAACGCCCUGCGAAACAUGAUCACCCUCACGACAACCAACGACCCCACCGUCCAGAAGCUCAUCCUGACGCCUCCCAAGGGUCUCCUCCUCUACGGCCCACCGGGUUGCUCAAAGACGCUGUCCGCGCAGGCCAUGGCGACCGAGUCGGGUUUCAACUUCUUCGCCGUCAAGGGCGCCGAGCUGCUCAACAUGUACGUGGGUGAGUCGGAGCGCGCGGUGCGUCAGCUCUUCGAGCGCGCCCGCGCCGCGAGCCCCAGCAUCAUCUUUUUCGACGAGAUCGACUCCAUCGGCGGCCAGCGCGCGGGCAACGGCGCCGCCGCCAAGAGCCAGGGGUCCGUCAACAUGCUCACGACGCUGCUCACCGAGAUGGACGGCUUCGAAGCGCUGUCCGGGGUACUGAUUCUCGCGGCGACGAACCGCCCGGAGGCCAUGGAUCCUGCUCUCCUUCGUCCGGGUCGUUUCGACCGCAUCGUGUACGUGGGACCGCCGGACGCCGCCGGCAGAGAGGCCGUCUUCAACCUGUACCUGCGUAGGCUCCCGCUCGCGCCGGAUGUCGACGUGGCGGAACUCUCGCGGUUGUCCGAGGGCUUCUCGGGCGCUGAAAUCAAGCAGAUCGUCAACGUCGCGACGGAGCCGGCGUUGAACAAGACGCUGAACAAGACAGCCGGUGCCAGGCUAGACGGCGGCGAGACGGGACAGGAUCAGGUGCAGGUGUGCAUGGAAGACAUUGUGGAGGCCAUCAAGUCUGUGCCCAAGGGCAUUACGCAGCAGAUGCUCGACGGGUACGACAAGUGGUCGAAGCAGUUCAUGAAGCACCAGAACCAGAAAUAG